Molecule: messenger RNA, 4284 nt
Organism: Astyanax mexicanus (Mexican tetra)
Lineage: Eukaryota; Metazoa; Chordata; Actinopteri; Characiformes; Acestrorhamphidae
Gene: etv5b
Product: ETS variant transcription factor 5b
Exons: 12
Coding region: 250-1845 (531 amino acids)
Biological process (GO): regulation of transcription by RNA polymerase II; cell differentiation
Cellular component (GO): nucleus
Molecular function (GO): DNA-binding transcription factor activity, RNA polymerase II-specific; sequence-specific DNA binding
Source: RefSeq, a predicted model, not a curated record
AAAGCCCAGAGAGUCGCUGAGCUGUUCGGCAAAGCGGAGCGGGGUUACGGGUAGCGCUUUACUGCGGGAUUUAAUCAGCUCUGGACUUUAUUUCACCGGUUUUACCCUUUCUGCUGAGAGAUUUAAAGCGCGGACGGGUCCCGGCAGGCGAGAGGAACGCUCUCGUGUAAAGAGAGGAACCCAUCCCCCCAUCCCUCCUUCUGUCACUGACCCGGACCAGGCCUCGGGCCACGCUGCAGAACCCGCGGCAUGGACGGCUUUUAUGACCAGCAGGUCCCUUUCAUGGUGCCACCCAGCAAAUGUCAUGCUGAGGAGCCGCCGUGCAGACCACAGACUGACCGGAAGAGGAAGUUCGUGGAUACUGAGCUCGCCCAGGACACUGAGGAGCUCUUUCAGGACCUGAGUCAGCUGCAGGAAAUCUGGAUCGCUGAAGCCCAGGUUCCUGAUGAUGAACAGUUUGUUCCAGAUUUCCAGUCUGAUAACUUGAUGUUCCAUGGACCUCCUCAGACUAAAGUGAAGCGCGAGAGCAGCCCGAGUCGAGAGUUUUCACCGUGUGUACGCGAGCAGAGGCUCUCGCCCUAUGGAGAGAAGUGCCUUUACAACUACAGUGCCUACGACAGGAAGCCGUUUGGGUUCAAUAAGUCACUGACCUCACCCUCCACCCCUGUCUCACCCUGCGACUCCUCCCACAACACGGGGCCACACCCCCUGCAGAAAAGAGUCCCACAGUCCUCAGUCAGCUCUCACACACAGGGGUUGCCAGCACUAGUACAUGCAUCAGUACAUGCCCACAACCCAAGCCAAAACCACCACAGAACACAAACCCCAGUCCACAGCCAAAGCCCGCCUUUCGCAGUGCCCCACCCACCUGUCAGGAACGCAGAUGCCUCCUACAGUACAGAUCACAGGUUCCACAGGCAGCUUUCAGAGCCGUGUCUACCCUUCCCACAGGCCGAUGUCUGCUGUGGGACACCCUGUCCUCCACAGACCCUCAACCCCUUCCCACGGGAUAACCGUCCCCCUUACCACCGGCAAAUGUCCGAGCCCCUCGUCCCAGUCCCCCCUCGAGGGUUCAAACAGGAAAUGGUUGACCCCCGAUACCCUGAGCAGGGUGUACCCAGCAUGGGAGCAUCUCGCACCCUUCUGUUCCAGCAAAUGUCCAUCAAACAGGAGCCCAGAGACUUCGGCUUCGACUCAGAGAUAAAGAACUGCCAAUCCUCGUUUGGAAAGUCAUCCAACUUCUACAGAGCCAACAGCGAAGGGUUAAUGUAUGACGGGGAGACUCACCUCUACUAUGACGACGCCUGUGUGGUUCCUGAGCGGGGCGAGGCAAAGGUGAAGCAGGAAGGGGUGGGGUUUAGAGAGGGCCCACCCUACCAGCGGCGUGGUUCUCUGCAGCUUUGGCAGUUUCUGGUCACUCUGCUGGAUGACCCCUCAAACAGCCACUUCAUUGCCUGGACUGGACGCGGUCUUGAGUUCAAACUCAUUGAGCCAGAAGAGGUGGCUCGGCGCUGGGGUAUCCAGAAGAACCGUCCUGCCAUGAAUUACGACAAGCUGAGCCGAUCGCUGCGCUACUACUAUGAGAAGGGCAUCAUGCAGAAGGUAAAGGUUGCUGGUGAGCGUUACGUGUAUAAGUUUGUCUGUGAUCCAGAGGCGCUGUUCUCCAUGGCUUUCCCUGAUAACCAGAGGCCCAAUCUAAAGGCCGACCCUGAUGGGCCGCAGGUCCCGGAGGACGACACGAUGCCCCUGUCUCACUACGAUGAGCCCAGUGGCGCCCCCUACCUCAGAGACGGCCGUGAUCAGUGCUUGGCGGGAUUACCUUUCCCAGAGAGCUACGCAUUCUGACCUGCUUCUGAAUCUGUUGGGACUCCUGAACCAUACAGAGCUGAAAAGCUUACAUGAGUAUUUAAAUCUACAUUUUGAAUAUUUUAAAUCCGACUUUUCAUCAGCUUAAAAUAUUUAAUGGUGUGAUUCAUACAUUGUGCUACAUACAUUGUGUUUUGAAAUCUAUUUGUUUACAAAACAGAAAAGCAUCAGAUGGUGAUGAUUAUUUUGAAACAUUUUUCAACAGCAAAUUUCUCCACCUCACAUAUAGUCAAAACACAAAAAAAAAUCAGUUACACCAAUAAAUAUUUAAAGUUGAUCAAAGGUUAAGUAAUUUAAUUGAAAUCUACAGAAUGCUGAAUCAAAUACUUAUCUGCUCCCCUCAGCCACUGAGCAAGACCUGUAUAUAAAAAACACACACACAAUGAAACAUGCAUACUGAUUGACUCCUUUUCACUAAAGCUCCUCCCAUUGUGUCCUAAACAGUGGGAGAAUUCACCACCUGCAUUGUCUGUCCUUUUUUUUCCAUAUGAAACCCUUUUCUGCAGUUUUCACCCCAUCCUUCAUCCUGUGAUCUGAACUUGUGAAUGAUUCUCUCUCCUACACAUAAACUCUCUCUCUUUCUCUCAGUAAUGGACCUUUUCAAGGGUUUUUUGUUUUUUAUUGAUGGAAAAAAAAUCUAUAAAAGGGAUUUUGCAGUAUUUUUUCACCACGCAUCUGUUUUCUAUGUAUAAAUAUAAGAUAAGUGUAUAUUUUAAAGACUUUUGAGCUUUUGUGGCAGUUUUUUCUCUGUGUAGAGUCCACUGUCCACUUUUCUGCUCUGUCCUGCCGUGAGAUUUCUCAAGUUCUUUGAUGAAAUGUACCGAUACACCAUGUAAUGGUAUCGAAUGCUGAACUUUAUAACUAUAAUUUUUAAUAUUGGAAAGAUGUGCGUUUUAUUCCAGCCAUGCGAGUGUACAUGCUUUGUUAUGGGCCAGGCUGAGUUUAAGAUUUGCGCUUUUGUAUUAUGAUUUAAGAUGAUUUUGAAGACUGAUAUGAAUGGAAACGGGUUAAGGGGGGGGGAUUUUAAAAGAUAAAAACUAUGUAUAUUAUAUGACUAUAUUUUUGCAAAGUCUGCAUUUGAUUUUCUGUCAUUGUAUAAGCUUGUAUACCAGAUUUUCAUCACUCUAAUAUAGGCGCAUUGUACACAGUGAUGAUUAGGGACACAGUGGGAAGUUGAGCUGUGUCUAGACAGGAAGUCAGAGGUUUUUGUUUGUUUAUUUCCCACAACAUAUCUGUUGAAAUGUUGAUGAUGAAAUAUGAACAUUGGAAAUUUACAUUUCAGUUUCAGUUGGUUUGAUAGGCAAAACAGUUCAUGACUUCAUUGUUAGAAUUGUAUACUCCACAAUCAAAGCCCUUAUAUGCUGCUGGGCAGUUAUUUCCAGUCAGGCGAGACCAGACAUCUGUUUGAGUGGUGAGAGAUCUGAUAAAAUCUGAUUAGAAUAAAACACCUAAACAGUUUAUAAUGUUUGGCUUAAUACUGCUUACUGGUAUUUGUGAUAUAUAUAUAUAUAUAUUUGGCUUGUUCUGGCUACUGUGCUUAUGGUAUGAACACAAGCCUGACUUUUGACUAAUUAGAAAUAUUUAAUGGCGUAAUUCACUAAUUAGAAUUUUAACAGAUUUUUGCAGAAAUUAGCUGUUGAAAAAAUAGCUGAUACAAAAAGAAAUCCAUAAGUAUAUAUAAAUACAAUUUAUUUAAAUAAAAAUUAUAAUAUAUUAUUAAUAUAUUAAUAUAUUAUUAAUAUAAUUAAUCGAUCUGAACAAUUAUCAAAUUAUUUUUAAAUCUGAAAGCUAUUUUAAAAUGUAUAGCAAACUUUGUCAUCUCACAAAAAAUCAUUGGUAAAAUUAAUUUUUUUGAAUUACGCCAAUAUAUAUUUUAAGAAUCGCAAGUUAAUUGGCUCUUUUUUCUUGAUGGGUGGGACUCUGCAUUGAGCACUAUAAGAACCUUCCAUAUUUCAACCAGUGGGUGGUCUCCUCAUUAAUAAUGUCACCGGUAUAGUGUGUGGUAACCCACCCUGGUUAACAUGCUUUCUAUACCAUGUUUGAAUAUGUUGAAUUUUGGAACUGUUUUGCCAAUUCUGCAAGUAUUUGUGAUUUGUCAAACAAUCCCAAGCUUGCAGAUUUUUUAAAUACACAAAUCUGAUCAAGCAUAUCAAGCUGCUUUCUAAACGUAGCCCCACUGCUGGUUUGUGAUCAAGGCCUUUGUUAUACAGUCCAAAAACGAUCAAAUUCUAGUUUCCGAUGUUUAGUCUUUCCUUGUAAUCAUACUGGUCUGGUUUACUGUAAGGGAAACUGAACUGCUUUUAGCAGUAAACAGGAUGAGACCCAUGUAGCUGAGCUUUAUGGAUAAUCUGGGUGUCCCUACCUCCACUACUAUGCUUUAUAAUCUGUUCUGAGUACAAUAAACUCAUUUCUGCUUGA